Penicillium cinerascens is the source of this 1653-nucleotide messenger RNA. Its product is annotated as sugar porter family MFS transporter. The record is from RefSeq and is a predicted model, not a curated record. Gene Ontology annotation, biological process: carbohydrate transport; transmembrane transport. The transcript has 3 exons. Gene Ontology annotation, cellular component: membrane. Gene Ontology annotation, molecular function: carbohydrate:proton symporter activity. Lineage: Eukaryota; Fungi; Ascomycota; Eurotiomycetes; Eurotiales; Aspergillaceae. Bases 1 to 1653 code for a protein of 550 amino acids.
AUGACUGACAAGUCGGCUGUUGCCAAGGAGCUCUCGCCUGAUGGGCGCUCCGUGGAAGGCUUCUCCCAUCAUGCUGAGGAUAUCACCGCGGACCGCGAGCCCUAUGGCCCGGCGGGCCUUAGAGGUCUGGUGUCCAAUCCGUUCGUCCUCAUGUGUGCGGCCUGUUCCACGCUUGGUGGUUUGAUUUUUGGUUAUGAUCAAGGUGUCGUGUCUGUCAUCCUGGUCAUAGAUCAGUUCUUGGAGGAGUUUCCGCGGGUCGGGGGCGCUGGUUCUGGGUUCUGGAAGGGCCUGUUGACAGCAAUGAUUGAGCUGGGUGCAUUGAUCGGUGCCCUCAACCAAGGCUGGAUCGCGGACAAGAUUUCGCGUCGGUAUUCCAUUCUGGUGGCCGUCGGCAUCUUCACCGUUGGCUCGAUUCUUCAAACUGCCGCCGUGGAAUAUGGCAUGCUGACCUUUGCUCGCUUUGUUGGUGGCUUUGGAAUCGGCAUGUUGUCCAUGGUUGCACCGCUGUACAUCUCCGAGAUCAGUCCUCCGGAAUCUCGUGGUACUCUUCUCGUUCUCGAAGAGUGGUGCAUCGUGCUUGGCAUUGUGAUCGCGUACUGGAUUACAUUUGGUACCCGAUACAUGGCCGGCGAAUGGUCCUGGCGACUCCCAUUCCUCCUACAGAUGAUUCCUGGCUUCAUUCUCGCAGCUGGUGUUAUCAUUCUCCCCUUCUCACCUCGUUGGCUCGCCUCCAAGGGUCGUAACGAGGAAGCUCUGCAGAGUCUAGCCAAGCUGCGCAACCUCCCAACCUCCGAUAGACGUGUGCGUCAAGAGUACAUGGAUAUUCAAGCCGAGGUGCGUUUCCACCAGCAGAUGAACGCAGAGAAGCACCCGAAUCUGCAGGGCGGCGGAGCCAAAAACGCUUUCCUCCUGGAGUUGGCUUCUUGGGCCGAUUGCUUCAAAAAGGGCUGCUGGCGCAGAACUCACAUCGGUAUCAUGAUCAUGUUCUUCCAACAGUUUGUUGGAAUCAACGCUUUGAUCUACUACUCUCCCACUCUAUUCGGCACUAUGGGCUUCGACAACAAUAUGCAACUCAUCAUGUCUGGUAUUCUCAACUGCCUGCAAUUGGUCGGUGUCACAACCUCCGUCUGGACCAUGGACACUCUGGGUCGUCGCAAGCUUCUGCUGGGCGGAUCCGCUGGCAUGGCGAUCUCGCACAUUAUUAUUGCCGUGCUUGUCGCCAAAUAUAGCUAUGACUGGUCAGAUCACCAGACAAUGGGUUGGGUCAGCGCAGCCUUCCUGCUGUUCUACAUGAUCGCCUUUGGUGCCUCCUGGGGUCCCGUUCCUUGGGCACUCCCAUCCGAAAUCUUCCCCUCCUCCCUUCGUGCCAAGGGUGUUGCCCUCUCCACCUGCUCCAACUGGCUCAACAACUUCAUCAUCGGCCUCAUCACCCCACCCUUAAUCGAAAAUACCGGGUACGGCGCCUAUGCCUUCUUUGCUGUCUUCUGUGUUCUCUCCGGUGUUUGGACCUAUUUCUUCGUGCCCGAGACCAAGGGCCGCACCCUCGAGCAAAUGGACCAUCUCUUCAAGGACAACUCGAACGAGCAUGAGCGGGCAUGCAGGCGCGCUAUUGAAACAGAGCUCUUAAACGAGCAUCUGGAAUACAAUGUAUAA